Cutaneotrichosporon cavernicola is the source of this 699-nucleotide messenger RNA. RefSeq lists its product as uncharacterized. The coding region runs from base 1 to 699 and encodes 232 amino acids. NCBI's taxonomy places the organism in Eukaryota, Fungi, Basidiomycota, Tremellomycetes, Trichosporonales, Trichosporonaceae. The record is from RefSeq and is a predicted model, not a curated record. The transcript is spliced from 4 exons.
AUGUCGCUCGUCAAAGCUCACGCCAUCCUCCGCGGCCUCGCAGCGACGUUUGCGCUCGGAGCACUGGGUGGCGCGGCAUACGCGACCUUUCUCCGACGCGAAACGUACCGAUGGAACCUGCCAGCACCCUUGUACACUCACGUUGUCGGGAUGGCGUACGGCAGUGUAGCGGCGUUGACGGGCUUUAUUCUCCUCCUGCUCGACUACCGCCACCAUGCCCCACGCGCGUUAUACGAAAUGAUCAUCUCUGCCGUCCUAGCAGCAUCUGGUGUCGCCGCCGGCGUGUUACUCAACUUGGGCGCAACGGGCCUCGACUGGACAUCCAGGACGAGCGAUCAAGACAAGGACAUGAGAGCGAGCCUCCUUUCAGCUGGCACGCUCUCUUUGGCUUCCUCGGCCUGUUUCUUCGCUGCUGCAAUGGUAGCAUUCACCGGCACGAUGAUGGCGGGCGGCGGGGCGUCCAAGUAUCCCAUCCGACCGAUGCGUGCUAUUCCCAUCACCGAUUUCGAGGACAUGAUAGCGGAGAGCGAGUCUAUUUGGCGAGUGCCUAGUCGCGGACGGGAAGACGUCGCGGGCACCCCAUUCCCAGACCACCCGCCCAAGUAUGCCGAGGCCGAGUUUCCACGUCCUCUGGCACUGGUGGAGCGCGCAAAGCAUCAGCGCACACUGAGUCAUUUGAGUGUUAGUGAAAAGCGGUGA